This is a messenger RNA of Phragmites australis (common reed), 1909 nucleotides long. Its product is annotated as LRR receptor kinase SERL2-like. Gene Ontology annotation, biological process: protein phosphorylation. The record is from RefSeq and is a predicted model, not a curated record. Lineage: Eukaryota; Viridiplantae; Streptophyta; Magnoliopsida; Poales; Poaceae. The transcript is spliced from 11 exons. The coding region runs from base 35 to 1909 and encodes 624 amino acids. Gene Ontology annotation, molecular function: protein kinase activity; ATP binding; protein binding.
GCCCAGGAGGCCCGGUUCUUGCACUGCUUUGGCAAUGGGGGUGGUUCUUGCUGCUUCCUCCCUGGUGCUCCUCCUGUUCUUCUCCCUUUGCAAGCCAGCAAGUGGCCUCCUCUCCCCCAAGGGUGUAAACUAUGAAGUUCAAGCUCUCAUGAUGAUCAAGAACUACCUCAAGGAUCCUCAUGGUGUGCUGAAGAACUGGGACCAAGACUCUGUGGAUCCUUGCAGCUGGACCAUGGUCACUUGCUCACCGGAGAACCUUGUGACUGGCCUAGAAGCUCCAAGCCAGAAUCUUUCUGGCCUACUCUCCCCAAGCAUAGAGAAUUUGAUCAACCUUGAGACAGUUCUUCUGCAGAACAACAACAUAAAUGGGUUGAUCCCAGCAGAGAUUGGCAAGCUAACAAAGCUCAAGACACUUGAUCUCUCCAGCAACCACUUCUCUGGUGAAAUCCCUAGCUCUGUGGGCCACCUUGAAAGCCUCCAGUAUCUGAGGCUUAACAACAACACAUUGUCUGGUGCAUUCCCUUCAGCAUCAGCUAACUUAUCACACCUUGUUUUCCUGGACCUGUCCUACAAUAAUCUGAGUGGUCCAAUCCCAGGGUCUCUGACAAGGACAUUCAACAUAGUAGGUAAUCCCCUGAUCUGUGCGGCAACCACGGAACAAGAUUGUUAUGGAACUUUACCGAUGCCGAUGUCCUACAGCCUGAAUAACACACAGGGUACUCUGAUGCCUGCGAAAACUAAGAGCCAUAAAGUUGCAAUUGCAUUUGGUGCAACAACUGGCUGUGGCAGCCUCCUUUUCCUUGCCGUUGGCUUGCUGUUCUGGUGGAGGCAUAGGCAAAAUCGGCAAAUUCUUUUCAAUAUUGAUGACCAACACAUAGAGAACGUUAACCUCGGAAACAUGAAGAGGUUUCAGUUCAGAGAGCUCCAGGCUGCAACAGAAAAUUUCAGCAGCAAGAACAUAUUAGGAAAGGGCGGCUUUGGAAUCGUUUACCAGGGGCAUCUCCCAGAUGGAACUCUUGUAGCCGUCAAGAGGCUCAAAGAUGGUAAUGCCGCAGGCAGGGAAGCACAGUUUCAGACUGAAGUCGAGAUGAUCAGCUUGGCGGUGCACCGGAACCUUCUCAGGCUCUACGGAUUUUGCAUGACUGCCAGCGAGAGGCUACUGGUCUAUCCAUACAUGUCAAAUGGAAGUGUUGCAUUGCGCCUGAAAGGUAAGCCACCACUGGACUGGAUCACCAGAAAGAGGAUAGCUCUUGGGGCAGCACGAGGUCUAUUAUACCUGCACGAGCAGUGUGACCCCAAGAUCAUCCAUAGGGAUGUAAAAGCAGCAAACAUACUGCUUGAUGACUACUGCGAAGCAGUCGUCGGAGAUUUCGGGCUUGCAAAGCUCUUGGACCACCAUGACUCGCAUGUCACCACAGCCGUGAGGGGCACCGUUGGCCACAUUGCCCCAGAGUACCUCUCCACCGGCCAGUCGUCUGAGAAAACCGAUGUCUUUGGUUUCGGAAUCCUGCUGCUGGAGUUGAUCACCGGCCAGACCGCACUGGAGUUUGGAAAGUCAUCAAAUCAGAAGGGAGCCAUGUUAGACUGGGUGAAGAAGAUGCACCAAGAGAAGAAGCUGGACAUACUAGUGGACAAGGACCUGAAGAGUAACUAUGACCGCAUUGAUCUGGAGGAGAUGGUGCAGGUAGCACUGCUAUGCACCCAAUACCUUCCUAGCCACAGGCCUAAGAUGUCAGAGGUGGUCAGGAUGCUUGAAGGCGAUGGGCUAGCAGAGCGGUGGGAGGCGUCGCAGAGCACCGAGUCUCACAAGUUCAAGGUGCCCGAGUUCAGCUUUGGCCGCUGCUACUCCGACCUUACGGAUGACUCAUCAUUGCUGGUGCAGGCAGUCGAGCUCUCUGGGCCGAGAUGA